AUGUCCUCCUAUUUUCCUCGCCUCCGUGAACUAUGCUUACAAGUCAAAGCGUUUCCCUCAAACUUUUCUUUGGGAUCUUACCUCCCUACCACUCUCCAACUCCCUCACCUUCAAGCCCUGGAAAUUACAUCUCCUGGAUCCUAUUUACUCGAUAGGCUCACAGCCAAAGCACUCAAGUCCUUAACCUUGUAUAGUCCUCAUGACUGUCAUGGAACUCAGAUCUCCUCGUCCAUUAAAGCGGCGGUGAUACACGGACAAUUACUCCAUCUGAAGUUUGCGGAUUGGAAGCCUCCAAAUACGUCGAGUGAAUCACUUAGAGCCGUCGCGGUAUUCCGGGCUCUUAGCGAGAAGACACCACAGCUACUUACUUUGAACUUUUCCAGAAGCUUUGUAGAUGGAGGAACGCUAGUGUCGACGAUAGGAAAGAUUACGGACGAAUCCACCGAUACAUCUAAACGGAGGGAGUUAGAGGAACUAACGCUGAGCUAUCCAGCUGGAAUCACGAACGACCAGUGUGAAGAACUCAAGAAGCUAGUGAAGAAG
Acaulospora colombiana is the source of this 543-nucleotide messenger RNA. Lineage: Eukaryota; Fungi; Glomeromycota; Glomeromycetes; Diversisporales; Acaulosporaceae. The record is from the annotation of a GenBank genome assembly.